Paramuricea clavata is the source of this 12095-nucleotide messenger RNA. NCBI's taxonomy places the organism in Eukaryota, Metazoa, Cnidaria, Anthozoa, Malacalcyonacea, Plexauridae. The record is from the annotation of a GenBank genome assembly.
AAACACUUCAACAAAUUAACCUGCCGUCUGGUCGAGUACGAUAACUGCUCUCAUGAUACACGACCCAGCUGAUCGAGACUGCAGCGAAGCGUACGUUAUCCUAACUAAAGCUGUUUCUAUUUUCUACAGGCAGUAUUUUAACGGUACAGUUGCAUAGUCUAUGUUUUUUUAAACUGCAGCAUGUGAUUAAUUAACCGAAGAAUACAUCGUUAGUAGCUAUACUAUGCUAUACUAUACUAGAGGAUUUAAUAUAUACUCUGUGUUUAUUGUGACAAAAUUUCGCUAUCGUAACUCCGUAAGAUAUUGAAAAGAUGUAACACCUAGUGACUAUAUACAGUAAGCGUAUGCUAGAAACAAAUUGGAGUAUAGUCUUGUUUGAGAUCCAUAAUAUAUGAUCGUAAUUACUUUCUCUAUUUUAAUUAUGACUAUCAUUGUUAUUGUUAUGAAAAUGUGUCUCUACAAUGUCAAUGUAUUAAUUGUGGCUGCAUAUCGUUAACUUUAAUUUUUAUACCAAGUCUAUACUUGCUUAACUUUAUAGUAACUUGGUAUACACGCGGUACUGUUUAAAAUUAAAAGAAGAGGAUUAGCACUGCCAGAAAUAUGUCAUCAAAUGCAGAAUCAAACAGCCAGCAAUCUAACGAGAAAGGAAUCUUGAAGAAACUUAGUCAUAUCAUUACAAGCAGUAUAGAGAAUUUUUUCUACAGGCAAGUUUUUGUUAUUUUUAUUUACUUAUUUUAAUACUUAUAUAGGAUGAAUAUUAUGGUCAAUAUUAUAGUUAAUAUUGUCGUCAAUAUCAUAUAAUUGUGAGCGACAUGGACUGUCUUUCAACUCAGCGACUGAAACCGCAUAAUAGACAAUUACAUCAAAUGCAUGCAUAUAUAGAGGCAUUGAUAGUCAUAAUAGUUCAUAAUUUGCACAGUUUAUUCGUGAAAUAUAUUAACGAUAGUUGCAUUUUUCGCAACUGUUCCUGGUCCUCCUGAGUCCUGGUUAGGCCCGAUUUGGACCGACGACCUUAAAACGAUUUACGUAUGACAGAGGAGUGGCGUUUAAAUCAACUGGGUUCGGCAUAACCUAUUAUACGAGACAGGUUCGACAUGAGUUUAGACACCGUGAGUAAUUCAUGCGCCGAACAACGUAAGGCGCAUGAAAAGUUAUACAAUAAAUUUAUUUAUAGCUACCGGUAAAACCUUCAGUAUACAAUUAUCGUACAGAAAGAAAAAUAUUAACUGCUUUACAAGAUUUCCGAGUGGGAGUCUUAUAUAUAGUCACUUAGGAAAGUAGUGGAAUCAUGCGUAGGCUAUAUCUUCCGGUAAACUAUAUUCCAUAAUCGUGCCCCACUAUACUCAGGCGUCUUUUUAGGAAACUAGUGCGUGGCUUGAGUAAGUUUAAUUUGACUUCAGAAUUCCUGAAAUUAUACCUCGUGCCACGAAGAGAAACAAAACUAAAGAUUUUGCAAGUAUAUAAGACGGCGUAUGCCCUUUCAGUAUCUUGAACAUCAAAAGUCCACCGUCUAUAACUUUAAGCAAGACCUAAGAUAUAUUUACGUUCGGCUUGGUUUUGAUAGUUUGCCCAAUUCGACAGAUUGCUUCAUUCAAGAGUAAUUACACGAGCACAAUUACCUGCAAUACAAGAAAAUUAUCACGCAAACAAUUUAUUUCAGGCUGCCUCAGUUUUAUUACAUUAUAAGUGAAGUGUGUAUAAUCAUAUUGUAUGAUCGACUGGUUAACAUCAUAAUUAACUGCCCAUGCAGAAAUAUAAAGAUUAACUUAAUUAAUCCAAUCAGUCAUCCCAGUUUACAUUUUAGUCACUAAUUUGUACCAAACGUUUGGACACUUGCGGUGUGCCGAGAUUACUGCCCGCGACGUAUAAAGAGUUUAUUGCAGCCCCGACAGACAUUGUAUCCACUCUACUUGAACCGCAAUUAGUUAGCGGUAUCCUUUCGUGUUUCGCUCAUGGUUUCAUAUUUUUACACUACACUACAUGUCAACUACUAAACUACAUGUUUUGGUCUCUUUGCACGAAUAACAUGUAUCUUCAAGUAUUAUUUAGAGAUUGAUAUAAUUAUUUACCCAGAUCCAUGAGUUGUGAAAUUGUUGGUAAAAUGCUUACUUUUAUAUCGGCUAUUUACUCACGUCUCACCCAUUUCUGAAUUGGCAGCAUUACUGCUGUGUGGUAUUAUGAUUUCGAGACAUUCCCUGUAGCUGAGAUAUUUGCCGGCCGUGUUAUGACUUCUUUUGUCAGUAGGCUAUAUAGACCUUUCCCCUUUUAAGUGAAAUUUUGAUCAAGACAAGUCUGGACAAAAAUUUCAUCACAGCUUGAAACAGCAUCACAAAAUUAGUAAUAUUCCGAAGUUUCGUUGCGAAAUGUUGUAAAAUGCGGAUAAUAUAGCCUUGCGCAGUUUGCCGUUUUUCAGUCAUUUUGCAUUACAAACGGGAAAUUGAUAAUCAGAUGAUUAAAUUGAUUAUCAAUUUCCCGUUUGUAAUGCAAAAUGACUGAAAAACGGCAAACUUUGCAAGGCUAUAUUAUCCGCAUUUUACAGCAUUUCGCAACGAAACUUUGGAAUAUUACUAAUAUUGCGAUGCUCUUUCAAGUUGUGAUGAAAUUUUUGUCCAGACUUGUCUGGACCAAAAUUUCACGUAAAAGGGGAAAGGUCUAUUGUCUCAACAUUGUCGCAUGUUUGGGAAUGAUAUCUCCUCAUGUUUCACCAGGGAUGGGAUUGUGAUUAUUAGGUUGGUCUUUUGUCGAUACAUGGGGCUCAGACAUGUCCUGUUGACCAUACCUUCAAUCAUUGUUACAUACUUUUCUAUGAUUGUAAAGUUAAUAAAUAAAUAAGAUUAGGAUCAUAUAGACAGUCGAGAGGAAUGGACUGCAAACCCCAAUGCGAAAAGCCGCAUCCGUCAUGAUAUGGGCCAUAACUCUAAUAUGAAAACUAACCCUGCAUAAAAAUUAAAAAUAACCCUAGCUGCAUUUAAAUCAAUUUGACGAAAAAAACUCGCUGACAACUUCUGGCUACAUUCGAUCGCCGCCGUUUGCCAUUGAACAAUAAGAAGCCGACAUACUGGUAAUACAGCAACCUGACUUGGCAACAUUCGGGAAAAAAGCGCGUCAACCAGCUAAAUCCUGUGAAUAACAGUGUAAGAAUAAUUGUAUUGUUCCAUGCUGUAAUAAUUGUAUUGUUUCCAUUUUUACCCUGAAAAGGUCAUCAUUAGUAAGUAUUUUGCGUUGUUUUGUUUUGUAUCGUAUAUUCAUGCAACCAUGUAUAUAAAAGAUCUCACUUGGUACAACUAUAAGGCCACUCAAAUACCGCGGAGUGUUUUCCGGUCCUUAUAACGUUUCGCGCAAAUCACGGCAGUUUGUUACAAUGAUUUUUUUACUAAUUGUUUACCGGAUACCAUAUUAUGCUGUGAUGCUAUCAUCUGCCACCACAGCAACAAUACGCGCAAUUGAAGUCGUAUAAUUAUUACCAAAGGUAGAAACCCAAGUGCUUUGAAAUUGUUUGUAUAUAAAUAAAUAUAUUAAUUGAAUUGUUAAACAUUUAAACAGUUGCUCUUCUCCAACAUUUCCUAACUGUAUUGGUUAGUCGUUUUGCAGCUUUCACCUAAGUACUAAAUUGUGCCGUGUAUCAUGCUGUAAGAACUGACUGUUGCUUUAAAUUUUGAUUGAUUUAAUUAUAAACCAUUCAAUCCCAGACUAGAAAACCAUAAAUAAAUAUCUGAGAAAUUAUUAACAAUAACAUAUUAUUAAUUUUUAAUAAGAUUAUAAGUGAUGGUGUAUAUUACUCAACGUCAAAAAAUCUUGAUUAUGAUAGGCCUACGAUUUUGUCGUUGUUAAUUCACAUCCGCUUCAGUUGAAAUUGUUUAUUUUCUACAACAUGUAUGCAUGUGCAAAAAGUGUAUGCUGAUACUUUCUAAAUCCUGGCAGAAAGAUGAAUAGUCAACAAAUUUAAACAACCCUAACUAAGUAUACCUGAACAUUUCUAAUUUCCCAGUAUACUGUACCUUUUUCUCUAGGCAAAUUUCAAGGGAAAAGCUUCGCAAGGAGCUGUUGAGCAGAUAUUAAUAUUAUUUCGCCUAUACUAUUUACUUUUCACUUCAAUAUUCUAUGCCUAUAUAUUUAAUUCUCACUGUACUUUCCAGGCUUGGUAAAACUGUUGGUGGCAGUCCAUGGAUAACAAUACUUGUGUCACUUAUGGUAUGUGCAGUCUGUAUGGUAGGCUUUCUCAGGUUUGAACAAGAAAGUCGUGGUGAAAAACUCUGGGUUCCAUCGGAUGCCAAGGCACAGAGUGAUAAAGAAUGGGUGGAAGAUAUGUUUCCAGAAGAGUCAGCUCAAGUCAAUUUUAUUAUUGAAGAAUCGAAUGUCUUGACCGCUGACAUCAUGAAGCAGGUUGGUGCAUUUAUGUCAUUAUCGUAUCAGUAAAAAAUAAGUCUGCAACUUUAUUUAUAAUAUGUAAUCUUUCUAGUUUACUCCAAUCUGAUCGGGACACCUAUACAGCAUCUGUACAAUUAAUCUUUAUUCGUGUUGGUAUACUAUAAGCAAAAUGAGAAUAUUAAUAAUUUGUAUUAUAUUUGGCUUUAGAUAUUUAAAAUUCACCAGGAAGUUGUAAAUGUAACAGUUAGUUUUGAAAACAAAAAUCUCGGUUGGAAAGACAUGUGUUUCAGGUAUGAUUGAACUUUGAUUUCUUUGUCCACCAAUCUGAUUUCAGGCCAUUACACCCCUCCCUCUAGCUGUCUAUGGUUGCAAGCAAUAAUACCAGAUGUAUAUGAAUAGACUGUACAGACAUUUGUCUCUCUCAAUCACGACCGUGAAGGAACUUGCACAUCCGAUACAACUUCACGCUGAUUUACAUAAACUUUAAGUUCAAUUUUCACACCAAAUUGUCCUUAAUUUAUUUUAAAUUUAUAAUAAUUUUGUUUGUGGAAACACCACGUAAAUUUAUUACUGCAAAGCUUUCGAUCCGUAAGCCCGAAUCUUUAUCAGUGCUAAUAAUAUGUGACUUGUUUAAUUCGCACGCCCUUUUUAUAUACAAAAGUGUCGUGAUCUGUUGGCUUGAGUCAUUUAAAAUUUAAUUAGACGACACAUGAACCACGUCAUUUCAAACGUAGUGAAGUGAUUCCAAUUAACGCGGGCGCAUCCAAGAUAAGAGAAAUCAAUUUUGCACAUCAAAACAAACAGAACAAAGAAAACAAGUUUGUGGUAGUGUUUCCAGAAACAAAACUAUUAUAUAUUUUAUCGCCAUGCAAACAUACAAAGAACUUAUUAUUUUAAAUUGUUGAAGAUUACGAAUUUUCUCAUCAAGACGUUUCUUCGGUUCAAUACAACACGAUAGAACUGAAAACUAACGAAAUAUCUUACUGCUAGAUGAAACCAAUGGAACAAUUUUAACUCAACUUCUUGAAAAAUCUUUUUAAUGAAAGCUAACAACUUGCUGAACAGAAAAAUGACAUCCAGUGACGCCCAUUGAGGCCCUGAGAUACGAGAUACUGUUACAUGAAUGCAAAAUCUCCAAGACAAUAUAGCUGUUCUAAAUUUCAUGUUUUAGAAAAGGAGAUAUAUGUUCUCUAGCAUCAAUUCUGGAGCUAUGGUCGUUUGAUGCCAACACAAUAAAUGCAUUGACAAAUGACAAAGUAUUAGCAGACAUUAACAACAGAGGACCUCGCAGGUAAGAAAUUUUCGAGACACCACAAUUGCCGAAUAAUUACCAGGGACGCCGGAACUGGGGAGCAGGAGGGGCAGCCGCCCCCAUUGCCCUUUACCAGGAGGGGCAAGCGGGGCAAAGGUGCCCUUUCAAUUUAAAGGAUUGUCUUGGCGAAAUAGCGAAUUGUCAGACACUCAGACAUGUUAGUGCAAUUCUUUUACGAAUUUGCUUCAGAAAACGCACGACAUGCAGUCAUCGAGCUUCAAGAACAGCACAAUCACCUGGCGGAGAACCCCCUCACACUCCUAUCAUCCAAUAAAUAGAAAACAUGAUUAGGGGAAGUUCAAAUCCCGAUGUUUUGCAAACAUCUCUUAGUAUAUAUCAAUUCAAAAGUGUCCUUUCACGAAAAUCUGUUCCCUUGCCUUCACAUCGUUCCGGCGUCCCUGAUAAUUACUAUAUUUACGAUUUAAUGGGAUCAAGGCUUAAAAUGCAUCAACAAUGUGACCGAUAAUAUAGGGCUUCAGAACAAUAUUGUAGUUGAAUCUCGCUCUAAAAUUUCUCCGUUUUUGUGUUGAUGAUAUUAUAGUUACUCUUAACGACACUGUGCGGUGAUCGAUUUAGGGCCACCGCUUGUGGGUCCAUGUUACUAAGAGCUCGAGGAAACUGGAAUACCGAGAAAAACCAAAGGCGUUUGCAUGGGAACGUCAAACUGGGACUCCAGCUCACAUGUGUCUGAGCCAAAAUUGUGAUCUGAAAUGUAAUUAUAUUUACAUGCAACUGUAUAGUGCAGGAAUCGAACCAUGGUCACAAAAUUUACAUUUUAGUAUUCAUUCUGUAGCGCCAAAUACAUGUGCAUACGACACAAUGCGCUUUAUGUUUAAAGUGCACAUAUUGUGAUGUGGAAUUUUACAAUGAUAUAUAUUCAAAAACAUUCUAAGACGAAACGCAACACACCUUCUUAGAGAGAAACUUAACUCAUCUUCGUGACCUUUUGGCUGUUAAAACUACCGGAAAUGACGUUUCAUAAGGCAUUUUUGUAGUUAUGUGGCAAGAAACAGAGAAAACAGAUUAGCAUUGCCUUAUCGAUUAACAUUUGCAAUAAAGUCGAAAUAUUAGCUUGAAUUUUGUUGUUUAGUUUAUUAAAUAGCUGGAAUCGUGGGUUUACAAGAUAAAGAAAUUCAGCGUGUGUUAAUUUCAUCUUACACUAAUAUGGCUAUGUCAGCUUCUGUAUUUAGCAUUACAUCCAAGUAGAAAUAAACUAUACAUUUAUUUUGUUUUAGUCCAUAUUCUAAAAGUAAGUUCACCAUAGCAAGAGUUCUGGCAGAUAUCAGCUACACAGAAAAUGGAAGUAUAUCUGAAGCGCAGUUACUGAAGGCAUCAUAUUUCUAUGAGCAACUUCCUUCUCUGGUGGAUCCUUCAGACAAUGUAAGUGAACAGAGGCGUUGUACAUACCUCCAUAUCCUAAACGUUUAGGGGUUCUUAACGAUAACAGCACAUAUCAGUGUCGAAGAUAACAGCACUUAUAUCACACUUGCGUCGGUUUUCUUUGUUCGUCCGAGGUUUAUAACUAGCUUAUAGACCUUGAAUAAAUGAUUGGAUUAAACUUGUAGACAAAACGCGAGAAUUUUUCAUUAAAAAUUUUUGAAAAUGACAAAAUAUGUUGGAAAACCUCCGCAAGUGUGAUAUAAGUUAGUUAUAAACCUGGAAAGUCGGUUUAUAACUGAUAUAUUGCCCCUCGGACGCUACGCGUCCUCGGGUCAAUAUAUCAGUUAGAAACCUCCUACUCGGUUUAUAACUCUUACAUAUAUAUAUAUAUAUAUAUAUAUAUAUAUAUAUAUAUAUAUAUAUAUAUAUAUAUAUAUAUAUAUAUAUAUAUAUAUAUAUAUAUAUAUGUAUAUAUAUAUAUAUAUGUCGGACUUCGAUGGCGUGCUGUAAGGAGCUCUGUGAUGAGCUCUCUGAUAAAACCGAUAUCUUUAUGAAUUUAUCGACAACGAGUUUGAUUGUUUUUUUCGGCCAAAAGAAAAACAAAUUAACAUGGACUGGAACCCUGAAUGACUUAAAAACAUUUGUGUCAACAAUAAUCGAUGAAAAAGCCGCAGAAAGUUCCGUCUGGCGAUCACCAUGCGGCGGCAAGUGGUGCUUCACCUGCGAAGAUCUUGAGAUUACGUGGCACUCGAAGAGUGGAGCAAUAAUUUUUGACGGAGUCAAAGCGGGAAAUUUGGUAAAGCGAAUAAAAGAUAUCCUCUCAAAGCCAGACGACGCGGAGAAGACUAUCAAUAGCGAUCUUAACAUGGAAGCGAAUACUGAUCGAGGUUCGUCACGCAUCAUUGAAAACGAGGUAUCUAGUCAUAACAGUACUUGCUAUGUAGUUAUAGAGGGUAUAAAACUCGAGAUGGUAAUUUUGGAAACCCGCCGGCUACUCAAUACCAUAAAGGAGAAUAAGUCAGACAUUUGCUCGCUUAAAUUUAAAGUCAAAGAUCUAGAAGGUGUCAUCCGACAUCAGGAUGACGCAAUUCUCAAGCUCUCAGAAGAUAAUUUAAUUUUAAAAUCUAAAUUAUCCUCUUUUGAAAACUUAACUUAUAAAGUAAUCUGCCAUGACCAUGUGAAUAAUGAACGUGCUAAUGAGUCUGCCAGUACAAUCCAGGUUAAUGACCAAUGUGGAUUCCACGACAAAGACCAACUGACUAAUUUGAAUGCCAACAAUUCGAGGUUUAUUGAAACUUCAACCAAGGAAAACCCCUCUUUGCUUAAUGGUACACAAGUUCCGGAUCCCCACGAAAAGCAGCGCUUGACAAUAGAUCUAGCUACCCAGCGGAAAGAACGGAUUAACAUAAUGACUAAUGUAGUUAAUGACCAAUGUGAAUCGCAAGAUAAUGACCAACCCACUAAUCUGAGUAUUAACAAUCCAAAUUUUAAUGAAAUUUCAACUAAUGAAAACCGCUCAUUGCUCAAUAGUACACAAGUUCCAGUUUCUCAUGACAAUCAGCCGCGUGACAAUAGACCUAACUACCAAACCAAAAAAAGGGAUUAACAUAAUAUACAAUCCACAACCUGACAACGUGAAUAACUUGGGCAAUAAUCGACACCCUCGUGCAAAGAACAACACCCCCUGCCCAUUCCUUAGGCGCCGAGGGUGGUGCGCAAAAGGAAACCGAUGUGAUUUCAAACAUCCGCAUGAAGAACAGAAACAUUUGGUGCCCUGUCCUUUCCUACAAAAGCGACGCUUCUGCCUUAAGGGCACUAGGUGCGAUUUUUCUCAUUGGGCCACUUUUCCUCAUAGAAUACAGCCAAUAAGGUCUAUCAAAAACUAUCCUACUCCGCCUUUUUACGACAAUCGACAGCCUAUAGUCUCACAACACUGGUCCGGUUACAAUCAAAGCGUUCAAUGGCACCCCCAAUGGACCGGGAUUUUUUCAAUCUCCCCCGAAACCGCUAAUGGAAACCCCUUUAUGCCCUCCCUACAACUUCCAAGUUUCCCCCUAUUGCAGGGCACGGUAUGCAGAAACACUGGUGUAAUCCCUGUCGUUAGCGCUAUACUCACAAGAUCCCUGUGAGAAUUACUAACAACCGCGCAAAAACCGUCGUUAACCACAUUAAUAAUCAUAGACAACUGAAAUUAGCCAGUACUUCAAUACAUGACCAGGCCAUGAACCGAAACAACAUAUCAAGAUUACCGAGUUUUCUUCUUAUAAAUGCUCGCUCACUGUUACCCAAAAUAGACGAGCUAUCCCUCUUACUAUCAAUACAUUCUAUAGAGUUUAUUGCCGUAACUGAAACGUGGCUCAAAGAUACUGUUCCUGAGCAACUAAUUUACAUAAAUAAUUACAACAUUUUUCGCAAUGAUAGAUCUUACAGCCGUGGUGGGGGUGUCUGCGCUUUCAUCUCGACAAAUAUCCCAGCUAAAAGAAGAAUGGACCUUGAAAACCCCUCUCAUGAAUGCUUAUGGUUAUGGCUGCGACCCCACCGCCUCCCAAGACACCUAACUGGAUUAAUCUGCUGUGUCCUAUAUAACCCGCCUGAUACACCAGUCAAUGAGCAAAAGGAAUUAACGGCCUAUCUUAUCGAUCAGAUUGACCGAGUUAGAUGUACCCACCCCGACUGCGGUGUUGUCUUACUCGGUGAUUUCAACAAUUUAGAUAUCAGCGAUCUCCUGUGCCAUCACAAUCUUACGCAAAUAGUGGACACCCCAACGCGUGAAGGUAACAUCUUGGAUCUAAUUGUUACUAAUCUAGAAGCCUUGUAUUCUAAGCCUGUGAUUAUAGCACCGCUCGGCUCAUCAGAUCACAACAUUGUUAAAUGGUCCGCGAAAACUAACGUUUUAAGAACAGAUAAUAAAACAAUUAAGAAAAACAUACGUUCCUUCCCCAUGUCGGCACGUGCAGCUUUUGGAAGAUGGUGCUGCUCACGUGAGUGGUUCUCUGAUGCCGAAAGCAAAAACUCUGCGACCGCUCUAGCGUCCUCCUUUACCAACGAGUUAAAUUCUGCUGUUGAUAGGUUAUUCCCGUCUAAGGUUAUUAGAAUUCAUAACUCUGACAAACCAUGGAUGACGCCUGCAUUUAAAAAACUGAUUUAUCAAAGGCAAAAAGCCUUUCAUUCUGGUAACCUUGACCUCUGGCGUCACUAUAGACUUAAAGUCCGAAACGACAUAGGAGUGAAAAAGCGUGCAUAUUACACGAACAAGGUACAACACCUAAAAUCCAGUGACUCCAGAAAAUGGUGGGACUGUGUUAACCAGAUGUCCGGGAAAAAAAGAUCUGCAACCAAUAACAUUAAGAUCGUUAAGAAUGGUACCACUCUAUCUGGUAAAGAUCUCGCCCAAUCACUUAACACCUAUUUCUUAAGCGUGAGUAAUGACCUACCACCACUGAAUCCUCUCCUGCUACCUGCCUUUCUCCCUGCACCAAGGCCUGUACCAAAAAUUUUCCCUGACGAAGUUUGCACUAAGAUGCUCAAUACAAAAGUUUUCAAAUCCAGCGGUCCUGACAAUAUUCCUAACAGGAUUAUUAAGGAUUUCGCGUACGAAUUGGCCGAACCUGUAUGUCACAUCUUUAAUACAUCUCUGUCCACUGGUGAAUUCCCUAACAUAUGGAAAGAUGCAUUAAUUACACCAAUUCCUAAAGCGCCAUCCGUAUCCUGUGAGGAGGAGUUGCGCCCAAUCUACCUUACAGCCUCUUUGUCCAAAAUUCUUGAGGACUUUGUGGUCAAUUGGAUGGUGGAUGACGUGAAACAUAAAAUCAACCCGCAACAAUUUGGUUGCCUUAAAGGAACCUCUACAACGUUUUGCUUGAUUGAUAUGAUCAACAAUUGGCUGAAAACAUUGGAUGAUAAAUCGAGCUAUCUGCGGAUCGUUUUCCUCGAUUUCAGUAAAGCGUUCGACCGCAUCGACCAUAAUAUCCUGGUCCCAAAGUUGCUGGCCCUUGGCGUCAGAUUGUCGCUUAUUCCAUGGAUAUGCAGCUUUCUCUCAAAUCGCCGUCAAUCGGUAAAGAUCGACAAUUUCCAAUCUGAUUGGGGCAUCAAUAACGCAGGUGUCCCUCAAGGAACCAAAUUGGGCCCUAUUUUGUUCAUAAUUAUGAUCAAUGAUCUUGAACUGGCAUCCUCUAGCACUGACCAUUGGAAAUACGUGGAUGACGUAACAAUAUCGGAGUCCUUAAAGAAAAAUGAAGUUUCAGUCCUACAAUCUGAUCUUAACACAAUUGAAAGAUGGACUGUUAAUAACAACAUGAAAUUGAACGGAAAGAAAUGCAAAGAAAUGAUAGUGAGUUUCGUCCGUAGCGAGAAUGACAUCCCCCGGCUCCUCAUUGAUGGUUUACCUCUAGACUUAGUUCCUUCUUUCAAAAUUUUGGGCUUAACCAUGAACAAUAAAUUGAAAUGGCAAGAUAACACUGAAGCGUUCGUUAAAAAAGCCUCAAAAUGCUUAUACAUUAUUCGUGUCCUACAGCGCUGUGGUCUUCCCCCCAAUGACCUCUUACUAGUCUACUUUUCUAUGGUGCGCUCUAUCUUAGAAUAUGCCUGUCCUGUCUGGCACACGAUGUUACCAAAGUGUUUGGGGGAUAAAAUUGAAAAAGUUCAAAAAAGAGCUUUCCGUAUUAUUUAUCCGACAACAGAUUACGAAGAUGCUCUCAACAUCGCUAAAUGCAAGCGCCUUGUCGACAGACGUCAAGAGCUAUGUGCUAAAACAUUCAAAAAGAUCUUAAAACCCGAUGCUCACCUCAACCACCUCUUACCCCCACUCCGUGAAGAAUCGCAUGAACUGGACUUAAGAAACUAUUCUAACUUCACAUUAACUAAAUGCAGAACGGAACGUUUUAAAACUAGUUUUAUACCAGCAAUGACUGCUAAUUUUAAUAGUAAAUAAUUUGUAGUAUUUUAACAACUGUACAUAUACGAUAUAUUUAUAUUUAUAUUAUUUGAUAUUCAUCUUUUAUUAUGUUUCUGUAAGCAUAUUGCAAUUCACCUUCGG